GAAUCUCCGCCGAAAGACGUUGAAUACCUCGAAAAGCUGUCGAAAGAAGAACUCAACGAACUUUUGACUGCUUUUUACCCAAAUGCCAGGAAAAAGAAUGGCGAAAACUACAAAAAAUCUGCUCUUAUGGGUUUAAGGUUUGGUCUUCAGAGGCAUUUUCUACUUAAAAAGAACGUUGACAUCAUUGGUGAUCAAGAAUUUGCAAAAUCAAAUCAAGUUUACGAGGCAGCCAUUGUUGAAUUAAAACGGCAAGGUUUUGGCAAUGUCGAACAUCACAACGCAAUUUCGCGCGAGGAUCUCCAAAAAAUACAAUUGUCUUACAAUCCUGCUGUUCCUGAUCCAAAAAGCCUUCAACGAUUUGUUUGGUUCAACAUUAUGUUUCACCUAAUUCGUCGAGGAAGAGAAAACCUUCGACUUCUCACGAAGCAGUCGUUCGCCAUAAAGACUGACGCGACAGGAAGAAAGUUUGUUUAUCAGGCGGCUGACGAAUUAGAUAAGAACCAUAGAGGCCAUGACAACGCAGACGAUUCCCCAGGUGAAGGACGUAUGUAUGAACAAGACGGCCCAUUGUGUCCAGUGAAGGCAUUUGAACUUUAUUUAGCAAAGCUGAAUCCGAAACUAUCUUGUUUAUGGCAGAAGCCUAAAGCAAAGGAACAUUUUAAAGAGACCGACGAAGUCUGGUACUGUAAUGUUCCUGUUGGUAAAAACACUUUAGGUACUUUAAUGAGUCGGAUUUCCAAAGAGUUGGAACUUUCACAAACAUAUACAAAUCAUUAUAUUAGGACGACAGCCGUCUCGUUACUUGACGAGUGUAAUUUUGAAGCUCGUCAUAUUAUGCGUGUUACUGGGCAUAAAUCUGAGAGCAGCAUUCGCUCGUAUUCCAGACGACUCUCAGAGGUAAAACAAAAACAAAUUUCACACUCGCUCAGUAGUGCUUGCUUUAAUAGUACGAAUGCCAGUAGUUCUAGUGAAAUUGUGUCAGUAAACGAAGCAGAAGAAAUAGUUUGUACUGAGUCUGAAACUACAAAUUGCCCACAGUCACCUGUAUUGACUCAGAAUUUUGCCUCUCACAGCCAAGAAACUGUCAAUUUUCAUUCUGGAGCUUUUGCCGGGGCAAAUGUGACCAUUAUCUUUUACAAAAAGUGA
Molecule: messenger RNA, 1146 nt
Organism: Paramuricea clavata
Lineage: Eukaryota; Metazoa; Cnidaria; Anthozoa; Malacalcyonacea; Plexauridae
Source: the annotation of a GenBank genome assembly